Chaetomium fimeti is the source of this 429-nucleotide messenger RNA. RefSeq lists its product as uncharacterized. The transcript has 2 exons. Gene Ontology annotation, molecular function: oxidoreductase activity. The record is from RefSeq and is a predicted model, not a curated record. Bases 1 to 429 code for a protein of 142 amino acids. NCBI's taxonomy places the organism in Eukaryota, Fungi, Ascomycota, Sordariomycetes, Sordariales, Chaetomiaceae.
AUGGCCAGCGAAACCCCCCAGCUUCUCAAGUUCGACGUCUGCAUCUACAGAAAGGAUGACAUCCCGUUUGAAGAUUUUGUCAAGUGGGCUACUGUGGAGUAUCCUCCCAAGGCCGUUCCCCUGAUGAAAAAACACGGCAUUGUCCAGUGGGCGCAGACACUGACCCCGCCGCAACUCCGUGAGCCCUACCGUCAUGUGCUGAAGAACGAGCUGGGACGGGCGGAAUGGACCGUUCCCGACUACGAUCUCGUUCUGUCCUACUGGCUGCGCAGCCCGGAUGACAUGCGUUCGCUCACCCAAGAUCCCGAGUGGAUCGAGCUCGAGAAGGACGCCCAGACGCGGAGCAACUUCUCAAUCGGCCACUUUGUGAUCGGCCACGAGAUCGUCCACCUCACGGGAGGCGAGGCUCGGGGAGCGGCCGCCGCCUAA